AUGUAUGCAACACUUGCAAUUUGUGACAGAUUCAGUGUUGGCAGUAUAUGUGGAAUCCGAGAAAAGCUCAGUGGUGUUGACAAUACAGUUCCAGAGCAAGCACCAGCUCAACCAGAAAUCAAAUCCCCCAUCAUAGAAGAAAUUCGAAACAAGCAUAAUGGGGGACUAUUUAUUGGAGAAGUAUUAAAAUCAUUCAAAAAGCCCAUCGAUAUUAUAAAACAAUCUAUACAUUCAAGGAAAGGUAAGGAGAAGGAAAUAAUCCCAGAAUCUCCUGCAGAAUCAAGCAGUCGAGCACAAAGAAGAGAAGAGGCUAGAGCCCAAAAGAAGGCCGAGAAGAAAAAGCCUACAAAGGCUCCAGAAAAAGAAAUAAUAUUCAGAGAGAUAGAGUUAUCUGAGUGGUUGAAAAAAAGAAAAAUAAUCGCUCUACACAGAGUAAUAAUACCAGAAGAUAAUGAAGUAAAGCAUGAUGAAUUAUUUAUUGCUUCUAGAAAGUGUCAGAGAGAAAAUCAAGAAUGUUUUAAGAUUAGAGCAAUCAAAGAAAAAAGAAUUCAAUUUUCAAUCUUAUUACAAGCAACUACGGAGACAACUAGGAUUGAAAUGGGUGAAGAUGAUGUUACAUAUAUUAGAAAAGAAUCAGAAGACCACCCAUACAAAACUACAAUGGAUUACAUCUUGAAUGAAAGUGAUAUUAAUGAUAGAUUAUAUAUUGAUGUUCAAGUAGCUCAAUAUAAUAUUGUCAGAGGAGGAAACUAUAUAAAGACUCCUAAAAAGCUUGCUAAUACAAAGGGAACUAUAAAUCCAGAUAAUAGUAAAACAAAUGAUAAUGAAUGUCUCAAACACGCCAUAUCAGCUUUUAACGCACAUAGAAUUUCAGAAAAAAAAGUACUUAGAAAUCAUCAAAAGUAUUGCUAUGGUCAUACAGAUGCACCUCAAUUUACAGAGCUUCCAGAAAAAAGUAAGAAUGAUAAUGGAAAA
Entrophospora sp. SA101 is the source of this 975-nucleotide messenger RNA. The record is from the annotation of a GenBank genome assembly. Lineage: Eukaryota; Fungi; Glomeromycota; Glomeromycetes; Entrophosporales; Entrophosporaceae.